AUGCCAGGUGCAGAAGGAGAAGCAAGGGGAGCUUCUAAUGGAGCUUCAGAUGGAUAUUCUAAUGGAGCUUCAGAUGGAUAUUCUAAUGGAGCUUCUGAUGGAUUUGAUACAGAUACAUCAGAGGCAGGAGCAAGCUCGGACGGAAGAGAUUAUGGACAAGGAAGAGGGGAUAAUAGAGGAGGAAGAGAAGAUAAUAGAGGAGGAAGAGGAGAUAAUAGAGGAGGAAGAGGAGAUAAUAGAGUAGGAAGAUGGGACAAUAGAGGGGGAAGAGGAGGUAAUAGAGGAAGAAGAGGGGACAAUGGAGGAGGAAGAGGGGACAAUAGAGGAGGAAGAGGGGACAAUAGAGGAGGAAUAGGGGACAAUAGAUGA
Molecule: messenger RNA, 369 nt
Organism: Eurytemora carolleeae
Lineage: Eukaryota; Metazoa; Arthropoda; Copepoda; Calanoida; Temoridae
Product: TATA-binding protein-associated factor 2N
Exons: 1
Coding region: 1-369 (122 amino acids)
Source: RefSeq, a predicted model, not a curated record